AUGCCAGAGGGAAAUCGCAGCAUUGUGACAGAAUUUGUCCUCACUGGAUUCCCUGGACUUCAUCCAGAGUACCAAGGUCUUGCCUCAGCAGUGUUGUUUUUGGUUUAUUCCUUAACUCUGAUAGGCAAUGCUUCAAUUAUUAUCUUAUUUGCAACUGACAGCUGCCUUCACAAGACAAUGUAUUAUAUCGUUCUGAAUCUUUGCGCUUGUGACAUUCUCUUUAGCACAACUACUUUACCGAAGAUCAUCAGUAAGUAUUGGUUUCAGUCGGGGGCCAUGUCGUUCACUGCCUGUUUUGUCCAAAUGUACUUUGUUCACUAUUUUGGCACAGUGAAUUCUUAUAUUCUUUUCCUGAUGGCUUUAGAUAGGUACUUGGCCAUCUGCCAUCCUCUCAGAUAUUCGCUUGUACUUAAAAAGUCCACUAUCCUCAUCCUCAGUAUUACUGCAUGGAUUGUUGCCAGUGCAAGCCCUUUAAUGUUAGUUAUUAGGGCAUAUCCUCUUCCUUACUGUGCCUCAAACAUAAUCAAUCACUGUUACUGUGAUCAUAUCGGUAUAACAAUGCUAGCAUGCACUGACCGAGCCCCUUAUGGAAUUCCUGCUUUUGUGUUGGCAAUGGUUGUGUUACUUGGGCCUCUGGCAUUUAUCAUUUUCUCAUAUUGCAGCAUAAUUAUAGCAGUUCUUAAGAUCGCAAAUGUACAAGGUCGCGUAAAAUCUCUGUCCACUUGUAGUACUCAACUGAUUAUAAUCUUACUUUAUUAUUUACCCAGAUGUUUGGUAUAUUUAGCUAGCAAUGUUGGCAUUACAUUUAAUGCUGAUAUGAGAAUCCUAACUAUCAUGCUGUAUAGCCUUUCCCCCCCCAUGAUCAAUCCACUUAUAUAUUGCUUACGAGCUAAAGACAUGAGAGAAAGCUUGCGGAAAAAAUUCAACAAAGGGACCUUUUCACAAAAAGCACAAGUUUCAGCUAUUAAUGACUGA
Scophthalmus maximus (turbot) is the source of this 975-nucleotide messenger RNA. Its product is annotated as olfactory receptor 2AT4-like. Bases 1 to 975 code for a protein of 324 amino acids. Gene Ontology annotation, molecular function: olfactory receptor activity; G protein-coupled receptor activity. The transcript has a single exon. Gene Ontology annotation, biological process: G protein-coupled receptor signaling pathway. Gene Ontology annotation, cellular component: membrane. The record is from RefSeq and is a predicted model, not a curated record. Lineage: Eukaryota; Metazoa; Chordata; Actinopteri; Pleuronectiformes; Scophthalmidae.